This is a messenger RNA of Triplophysa rosa, 1931 nucleotides long. RefSeq names its product transmembrane protein 45a (gene tmem45a). Lineage: Eukaryota; Metazoa; Chordata; Actinopteri; Cypriniformes; Nemacheilidae. The transcript has 5 exons. The coding region runs from base 1191 to 1931 and encodes 246 amino acids. The record is from RefSeq and is a predicted model, not a curated record.
CACACACACACACACACACACACGCACUGCCAAAAUGUUUGCGGCAGUAAUAAAACGCACGCGUGUCUCUCUCUCUCUCUGCGCUGGUUGCUGCUUGAUCGUAUCACGAGUCAUGUUCGGUAAAAUUUAUUCGGCCAUUUCAUACAUACGAACUUGCAUUUUUUGCUAUUUUCGGCCGAACAUUCGGUGCAUCCCUAACUUUAAUAUUCACAUGUUAUGCCUACAGUACAUUGUUCAUGUAUUGCUUUUUAUAUUUGUAUAGCCUAUAUAUUUUUUCAUAGCUUACCUUUAAGGAACAGUUUAAAUGAUUAACUACUACUGCCAUGAUAUUGUCAAGUUUGAAUGCCACAUAUUAUAAAACGUGAAAUAAACUUGUUGGGGAUCAUAAUCCCCAGAUGAAACCUCUUCCUCUGACCGUGCCGUUGUGCACGUAGCCUACCCAAACUCUGCCCUUAAGUUCCGCCCUAUAAUCAUAAACAGACAAAAAUCUAACGAAAUAAUGUGCUCUUAUAAUACAAUAAAAAUCAAACGCACACUAUGUAUUUAUCUACAAAUGGGCCAGCCAAAUAGAAAAAACUUUUCCGUUAUACUUUAUUGAAUUAAACUGAUGCAAGUUAGUACUGUAGUUUAUAAAGUUUGUGUCAAGAUGACUUGACUUAAUAGCGGUGUGUAAAUGAUUUACCAAGGUUUUGUCACAAAACCUUGUUUUGUUUUACGUUUCUGACCCACUUAAAUUUGUUGUUAACUGUCUGGCAAGCUCGUCUACUCCGUUCCACUCGAGAAAAAGUGCACACGUGGAAAAGACGCCAACAUGAGGGACAUGCAACCUAACGAAUCAAAUUUACCAUCAAUGACGUCCACGCACUCGCACGAGCCAAUCGUUUAUUAGGGGGGGAGGUUCUAGUUAAAAGACGCUCUGGAAAGAUAAACCCUCUAAAUCUGGCGGCGAAACAGCUGGAAAAGUGGAAGAAGUUGUUGGGAAUUCUAGAUCAAAAUGGUCAAAAGACAUUAAUUGUUUCGCAUUCGGAGCCACGUGACGAUGUUUGAGCGAAUUUGAUGAUUAUCUGUAACGUUAACUGUUAUAGAACCAGAUGUAGCCUACUCGAGAGAAAACAUCGACUUUGAGAUUUCAUCUUUUUUCCAAGAAAAUCCCAAAUAUUUGGUUAGUCUCCAAGGCCAUUUAAGAAAUCAUGGGAAGUUUUAAAGGCCAUGCAUUACCUGGAAGUUUCUUCCUAAUAACUGGUUUGUGGUGGGCCGGAAAGCAGUCAUUUCUGUACGCUGCCCGCAAGAACAAAAGUGCUGGUGCAGGAAGGCUUGCAACCAGAGCUACCCAACAGCGCAUAGAAAUCUUAGAAGGAGCAGUCAUUUUGUCAUUUUCUAUUAUUGGCAUGCUGGCAGAACAGUUUUUGGCAGGUGGGCCUAAGUUUCAUCUGUAUGAUUCUUCCUCUCAGCGCUGGGAGCAGCUCAUGAACUGGCAGCACACCACCAUGUACCUGUUCUUUGCUAUCUCAGGGGCCAUAUCGCUCACCGUCCACAGCACAGAUAUUGCCCCACUGGCAUUAGACCGUAUGCUUCUGGGUCUUGCUUUCUUUAAUGAGGGAUUCCUCUUUCUUUAUCAUUUGCAUGGAAGAGACAUGCUUGACAUCCUCGUUCACACCCUUCUACUCUAUGCCGUCUUUGGACAAGCUCUUAUCUGCUUUCUGGAGGUUUUCCACAGGGGGAAUAUACUGCUAGAAUUGCUAAGAGCCACUCUUACCAUACUGCAGGGCAGCUGGUUCUGGCAGGUUGGCUAUGUGUUAUACCCCCCCAGUGAAGUGAAAUGGGAUCUGAAAGACCAUGACAAUGCUAUGUUCGUAACACUAUGCUAUUGCUGGCAUCUAGCAUUUGCAUUGCUCAUUGUUUCUGUAUUGUACUGCUCUGUUCUCGGGUGA